Messenger RNA from Oncorhynchus kisutch (coho salmon), 4925 nucleotides. RefSeq names its product heart development protein with EGF-like domains 1 (gene heg1). NCBI's taxonomy places the organism in Eukaryota, Metazoa, Chordata, Actinopteri, Salmoniformes, Salmonidae. The record is from RefSeq and is a predicted model, not a curated record. The transcript has 15 exons. The coding region runs from base 784 to 4104 and encodes 1106 amino acids. Gene Ontology annotation, molecular function: calcium ion binding. Gene Ontology annotation, biological process: heart development.
GGAGGAGCUAGGCGCCUCGGAUGUGAUAACAUGCUUAUUUUUCCAUCACCACUUUAUGGUUAUCGAAUUUAUUGCCCGUCAUCGGAUCAAUAGGUGUUUCGGGUCUCCGAAUGGAUUUUUUAAAAUGAGAAAUUACUGAAGAACACAAUUGAAGAAACCAAUUUCCAAUGUUGGCAGUGGGCCACUCGCCGCUUCUUGUUUGGAAUAUACCCCUGCCUUCCGAUUUCGUGUCGUUUUGAUUAUGGAAACGUGUUCUUUGAGUCACGUAGUCCUAGCCCGUCUUUUUCUUGUGGUCCUCUUGAUCGUUCUGAGGCCCAUCAAUGCGUGGACGUACACCUCCAGCACCAGCGAUAUGGAUAGGACACUGGUAACGAGGGGAUACUUUUCUCCCAGCGUUACGAACUCUGAAGAAAUAACUGCCUUAAAAUACUUGUUUACUACUUCAAGAACUUCUAAAGACUUUAGGGAGGUAUCAUCGCCAUCAACUGGAACAGAACAAUACCACCGAGUCCGGCAUUCUGAUGACAGUGAGACCCGGACAUUGAGUGAAGACAAAUUAGGUUACUACGGCCACUACCAAGAGGUCUGAACCGUUUUCCCUUCCCAAUCACUACAUCGGAUUGGUGGCAACAGCUGUCUCCUCAAGCCUUUACUGGAAUUGAACCUCAAUCUGCACAGGGGUCGAGGUCCGCUUCUUGAGAAGCCACUGAAAAAAACACGCAUCUCUCCACGGUCUCAACCCGCGGGGCAUCAGAAGGAACCCUUAGUUUGUCGAAAGAGCAGAUGAGCUCUACCAUUGUAGUGUCCACAGAGGCUACCACACAUUGGGAAGACCAGACCAGACUAGCACCAGACCACCUACUAGAGACCUACCCUGGGCUUCGAGUGGACCUCAGGUCUGUGACACAAGCCAGACUCCCUCAGGACAGCCCUGAUGCUGACAGCAGUCUCAGGCAGGACCAGUCGACGAACCGAGGCACCGUGGGUCUCAGGCAGGACCAGUCGGCGAACCAAGGCACCGCGGGUCUCGGGGAGGACCAGUCGGCGACCCGAGGCACCGCGGGUUUCGGGGAGGACCAGUCGGCGAACCGAGGCACCGCGGGUCUCGGGGAGGACCAGUCGGCGACCCGAGGCACCGCGGGUCUCGGGGAGGACCAGUCGGCGAACCGAGGCACCGCGGGUCUCGGGGAGGACCAGUCGACGAACCGAGGCACCGCAGGUCUCGGGGAGGACCAGUCGGCGAACCGAGGCACCGCGGGUCUCGGGGAGGACCAGUCGGCGACCCGAGGCACCGCGGGUCUCGGGGAGGACCAGUCGGCGAACCGAGGCACCGCGGGUCUCGGGGAGGACCAGUCGGCGAACCGAGGCACCGCGGGUCUCGGGGAGGACCAGUCGGCGAACCGAGGCACCGCAGGUCUCGGGGAGGACCAGUCGGCGAACCGAGGCACCGCGGGUCUCCGAGAGGACCAGUCCACGAACCGAGGCACUGUGGGUCUCGGGCAUGGGCAGUCAACAGCCACUCUCAGACAGGACCAGUUGACAGACCUAGGAACCGUGGCUCUCCCUAUCCCCAUCCAAACUGACAGCACCUACAUCUCCUCCACUGUGAGUCGAGCGGGAGAGAGGACUUUACUGUCUGUGAUAUCCAACAACACUUCCAUGUACUCUGAGGACUCCAACUCCUCCUCCCAGUCCCGGGCCUCCACCUGGAACCUCCCGACUGGCCGCACUGGAGCCGGGGCUGGGGCCGUCACCAUCAGGAUACCCUUCACAGGACCUGAGCACGGGCAUGAUGCUACAUCUGGGUCUGACUCUUACCACCACACCGACUCCUCACAGGAGUGGUCUGGUGGUUUCGCCUCCAGAGGGACCAACCCACUGACUGGACCUCUCAAUGUGACCCAACAGCAGGACCACACCUCUCUGGUUUCAGAGGGAACCCCCAACUCCACCCCUCCGCUCAGGGUGGUUGAUAAGCACAGCAGACGGGACACAGACACAACAGACUCUAGUCAGCCCUCCAGAGGCAGGACAUCCCAGACAGAAGAGGGGGUUUCUGCUUCAUCACAGCCCCCUGUGCUGUCGUCAGAAGAAGGCCCCAGCCACCCCAACACCUCUCAGGGAGGAGAAACAGAUAGAGAUUCUCCCUCCAUCCUGGUCACUGGGUCUGAGACCUCCACCAAGUCCUCCACAGGUCCCCCUAGCACCCGGGGGGAGCAGGGUGAGACAGAGGGGGUCCCUUCGCUCCACACAGAGGACAAUACUAUCCUAGGCCUGGGUCUUACUACUGCUCCCCCAACACUACGAGAUAGUGCCACUGCCCUGUAUGACUCCCUGUCUCGGUUCCUCGCCACCCAGCCUCCCUUCAUCCCCAAGACUCAGCGGCCGCCGGUGGCCACAGAGGUCCUGGUGUCCACCACACCUGUUACCAUGACAAUAAAGUCACAGGUCACCGAGGAGGAGCCCUACAUUGUUACCAUGGCAACCAGCACCACACCGACCCCGCCUCUUACUACGACGAGGAUGGUUCAGCCCAGUACCACCACUUCCAUUGAGGCCCAGACUCAGCCCACCAUCAUCCCUACCACCACUACCACGGAGACUACCUUGGGUCUCCAGAGCUCUGCUUCCACCCCCCAGCCCCCGGGCACCACUCAGACUCAGACCCAGACCCAAGGACCCUCAACGGGGAUGAGCUCCACCGACGUCACCACCUUGCACCUGGAGACCAGCACGGCCACACAGGGGGACACCACGGCCCACAGCAUCACCACCACUGCAGCCUCCUCCUCCUACAGUUACGGCGUCCCCACCAGAAACACAGUGGAACUACACACAACAGGGAAACACACUGACAUGGGGACCACUGAGAUAGAAGUGACCACCGCUCCAAUGGACAUCAGAUCUACACCGCAGACACCAGGUAGUGCCUGUGAGUCCGGCCCCUGUCUGAAUGGAGGUGAGUGUCUACCCUAUGGAGUGACUGGGUUCACCUGUGACUGUCUGUCAUCAUGGACAGGACCUACCUGCAAUGAGGAUGUGGAUGAGUGUGAGAGUGGCCCCUUGGGCCCCUGUCCCAGUGACUCUACUUGUGUUAAUACCAGGGGCUCCUUCAGCUGUGAGUGUCCCCUGGGUCUGGACAUGGAGCAUGGAAGAGACUGCACGCGAGCAAAAACUUUCCUGGGCACGUUCAGUUUCAACGUCCCCCUGCUCUCCAGGAGCGCCACACUGCAUGAGAUCCAGAGAGAGAUCAACCAGCUGCUGAAUGCCUCACUAUCAAUUCUGCGUGGUUACCGGCGCUCUUCUUUGAGUAAAAAAGGGGAGGACGGUGUUCGUAUCUCUGCUGUCAACAUGUUCUCCAUCUCUACUGAUGUGACCAGCUCUGAGGUCUACCACAUCAUACAGAUGUCUCUGAACAACUGUAACAGCACCGCUGGACACUGCCGAGUGGUGGUCACUCACCAACUUUCCUAUCAUGUUGAGAGUCUGUGUCUGGCCCAGAAUAUCCAGUGUCACCCUGAGCAUUCUUUUUGUACCGACUCCAAUGGGACAGCCUACUGCCAGUGUCAACCAGGGUACUUCAAACUCAAUCCUGAGGAUCAGUCCUGCAUAGAAUGUGGUGAUGGUCUGAAACGGGUCAAUGGAACCUGUGUCAGGUGCACAUUUGGAUUUGGAGGAUUCAACUGUGGAAAUUUCUACAAGCUGAUAGCUGUGGUGGUAUCGCCAGCAGGGGGUGGUCUACUCCUUAUUCUCAUCAUCGCUCUCAUUGUCACCUGGUGCAAGAAAGACAAGAAUGACAUCAAUAAGAUUAUUUUCAAAAGCGGAGAGUUUCAGAUGUCGCCGUACCCAGAGUUCCCAAAGAUUAACCGUGUUUCUAUGGAGUGGGGGAGGGAAACCAUCGAGUUGCAGCAGAACGGUAGCACCAAGAACCUGCUACAGAUGACAGACAUCUACUACUCUCCUGCUUUGCGUAACUCUGACCUGGAGCAUAAUGGCCUCUACCCGUUCUCCGGCCUGCCGGGCUCCCGUCACUCCUGCAUCUACCCCGCUCAGUGGAACCCUUCCUUCAUCAGCGAUGACUCACGACGCCGGGACUACUUCUGACGCCCAGCUACUGAAGAUUGACUGCAACAAAAACACUUCACACUGAUUUUGGAUCAUAUGAUUUGAUUAUAUGUCACAAGCAAUAAUCCAUCCAUUAUAAAAGUUUGCAUGAAUUCAUAAUGUGUGGAAAAACGUCUGUUCCACAAAGUGAGUGUGUUUUUGUGUGUGCACGCGUAGACACCCAUUUGCCAACUGCUGUGAAUUGUAGAUUAACAUUAUCUUAUUUUAUUUCACUGAAAAUACAGGUUGAAAAGACAAGCUGCCGAACUUGUUUUGUGUGUGUGAAGUAUUGUUACAUUGUGAAGAUAUUUAACUACAUAUGAGAUGGAAAAACAUGUAUGUCAGAUGAGGAAAAACAUGUAUGUCAGAUGAGGAAAAGAUGCACCAAAGUGGUUUCAUAUGACAGAUUGAAUGAUGGUCAAGGUCUGCUGCAGUCUGUUGGUCUGAACAGUAGAACAGUUGUUAUUUAUGGAAUAUUUCAACUGUUAGAAAUGUAUGAAGACAUUUUCAACAUCUUGCAUUGUAAGAGGGACUCAUACCCCACCCUAUUCUAUAAGGAGUAACAUCUGAAGUUUGGACCAUAAGAGUGUGUGUAUAUGUGUGUGUGAGAAUCUUGGAUGAAUUCAGAUCAAUCACCAUGCCAAGUUUCAGAUCUCGUUGAUUGUUUGCAUAAUUAUGUACUUUAAAAACAGCAGGCUUAAUUACAAAUAGAUGGAGUUUCCUUGUAUGUAUUUGUCUUCCUUCUAAUAUGAAUGGUCUCUUACCUCUGGCGUUUUAGUCAGUCAUGUAUUUAAUAAUAAAUAAGAUAAAGUUCUGUAAAA